GUCUAGUUACGUAUUGCGUCACAUAUAAUAUCUCAAAUCCCGCAGGCAAAGGGUCAAACACGCAUAUAAACAUAAUAAUCUUUAUCUCAACUAUAAUCAUUAAUCCAGAUGGGGAAAUUUGAUACCUUGCUUCACAUCGGCUCUAUCACUGGCGAGGCGGCUACUGAGAAUCACUCCGUCUGCCCUUCUCUUAGCUUUAAAACACGGAUUAUUGGAUUCAUCAUCUGCCUGCUUACCUCUAUUGUGCUCUCUAUUUUUGGCGUUGUUGCGAUUUUUGUCGGAGAUUUCGUACUUUUUGGCAUAUUUUAUACACUCAGUAAUGUUUGUAGUAUCGGAGGCACCUUAUUCCUCGCCGGGCCGAUGUAUCAACUUAAGAACAUGUUCAACGAAUACCGAUGGAUAGCCAGUAUUGUGUAUUUGCUGUCUAUGCUACUCACAUUGAUAGCGGCACUUUCAACAAAGAGCGGAUUUCUGGUUCUCUUUCUCUGCAUCAUACAGUACUUGGCGAUGUGGUGGUAUUUCUUAUCCUAUAUUCCUUACGCGAGGGAUGCCGUCAGGUCUGGUGUUACAACAGUCCUAGCCUAG
Molecule: messenger RNA, 585 nt
Organism: Phytomonas sp. EM1
Lineage: Eukaryota; Euglenozoa; Kinetoplastea; Trypanosomatida; Trypanosomatidae
Source: the annotation of a GenBank genome assembly